Messenger RNA from Penaeus indicus, 1305 nucleotides. RefSeq names its product nascent polypeptide-associated complex subunit alpha, muscle-specific form-like. The record is from RefSeq and is a predicted model, not a curated record. The coding region runs from base 1 to 1305 and encodes 434 amino acids. The transcript is spliced from 4 exons. NCBI's taxonomy places the organism in Eukaryota, Metazoa, Arthropoda, Malacostraca, Decapoda, Penaeidae.
AUGACACACGAUGUCUGGCACGCGGUCGCCCCCCACGCCAGGUCUGGCCCGCGGUCGCCCCCCACGCCAGGUCUGGCCCGCGGUCGCCCCCACACGCCAGGUCUGGCCACGCGCGUCGCCCCACACGACAGGUCUGGCCACGCGGUCGCCCCCACACGCCAGGUUACUGGCCACGCGAGUCGCCCCACACGCCAGGUCUCAGGCCACGCGGUCGCCCCCCACGCCGGUCUGGCCACGCGGUCGCCACCACACGCCAGGGGGGGGGGGUUUUCUGGGCCACGCGGUCGCCCCCACACGCCAGGUCUGGCCACGCGUCGCCCCCACCCGCCAGGUCUGGCACGCGGUCCCCCCCACACGCCAGGUCUGGCACGCGGGUCGCCCCCACAAGCCAGGUCUGGCCACGCGGCGCCCCCACACGCCAGGUCUGGCCACGCGGUCGCCCCACACGCCAGGUCUGGCCACGCGGUCGCCCCCACACGCCAGGUCUGUGCCACGCGGUCGCCCCCACACGGCCAGGUUCUGGCCACGCGGUCGCCCCACACGCCAGUCUGGCCACGCGUUCGCCCCCACAGCCAGGUCUGGCCACGCGGUCGCCCCCACACGCCAGGUCUGGCCACGCGGUCGCCCCCACACGCCAGGGGUCUGGCCACGCGGUCGCCCCACACGCCAGGUUCCUGGCCACGCGGUCGACCCCACACGCCAGGUCUGGCCACGCGGUCGCCCCCACCCCCACCAGUCUGGCACGCGGUCGCCCCCACACGCCAGGUUCUGAGCACGCGGUGCGCCCCCACACGCCAGGUCUGGCAGCGGUCGCCCCCACACGCCAGGUCUGGCCACGCGGUCGCCCUCACACGCCAGGUCUGGCCACGCGUUCGCCCCCACACGCCAGGUUCUGGCCCAGCCGGUCGCCCCCACACGCCAGGUCUGGCCACGCGGUCGCCCCCACUACGCCAAGGUCUGGCCACGCGGUCGCCCCCCAAGCCAUUUACUUCCGGCCGCUGCUGCGAUGUGACCGCCGUGACCUUUCCGCGCCCUAACCACCAGAGCGCGUGUAUCCAUCACUGUGUUGCUUGUACUCUAGAACCUCAACAGAAAUAUACACUGGAUGGCUCGAAUUUUGAAAAUGGCCACCUGAAGCCCAUCAGAUCAGAAACCCCAAGACAGAAGAUGAGGGGAACCCCCACCAAUGGAAAAUUUGCCGGAUGUACAACCAAAACAGCCCCCCCCCCCGUUCUUGUUGUCAUUGCUGGUUUGUCUGAAGAUGAUGAUCGCCUCUCACUCGGGCAUAAUUUUGCACACUACUGA